GUCUCGUGUGCUUUCGUUCUUUGUUCACUUUCACAAAAUUUUUCCCAAAACACUCAAAAACCCUAAUUUUCAUCGCUCGCCCAAUCUCAUCAUCACUUUUGAUCCGUCGAUCUCAUCUGCAAUUAAUCUCACUAAAAGGAACACAAUAAUGGGCACGUCUGCUCAAGGAUUUGAUCUAAUGGAGAAUGGCAGGGAGAUUGAAGAAGAAACUUCAAAUGAUAUUGAGCUUGAAACAGUUGAAGAGUGCGACGACACUGGUGAAAACACGAAGAUGGUUGUACUUUGUGAUGACGAUUUAGUUAAAGCUGAUUCGUCAGAGCCGUAUGUUGGGAUGGUGUUCAAAUCUGCAGAUGAUGGUAGGGAAUAUUAUUCUGAGUAUGGCAGGCUAAAUGGUUUCACUAUACGUGUUAAUCGCAAAAGAAGAUCGCGUAUUGAUCGUGCGGUUAUUGGUUUUGAUUAUGUAUGUUCAAAGGAAGGAUUUCGGCGAAAGAAAUCAUCUAAGGAAGAAAAGGUUGCUCGACUAUCCAGGCAAACUAGAGUGGGAUGCAAGGCAAUCUUAGUGAUAGCGUACAAGAGAGAUCUUGAAAAAUGGGUUGUUACCAAUUUUGUUAGAGAGCAUAAUCACGAGCUUAUGGUUCCAAGUGAGGUUCCAGUCCGACAGAUAGAUAAGGGUCCACUUAACGAGGAUGAGAAGGAUAAACGAAUUAGGGAAUUGACAACAAAGCUUUACAAUGAGAAGCAACGGUUCCAACGACAGUGUGCAGCAUAUGAAGAGCGCUGCGAUGCAUAUAAAGCUCAGUUAAGUAAAAUCAUGAAAGACAUUGAUAUGCACACCGACCACCUUACCAUGACUGUUCAAACUGUUGUUCAGAGUAUUAAAGAGAUAGAAGAUGAAGAAUCAAAUCAUUGGGAGACCCAAGCAAUUCAAAGUGAAACAAACCGGUAGCAUUUUAAUUGGAGGUGAUAAUGUUAUCCAAAUUUGCCUACGAUGCUGGUGCUGCUAAUUGAAGUGCUCCAUCAAAUGGCUGGCAGGUGACCAUUUAAUCCGCAGUUAGCUCGUGGAUAACCCCAAAUUAAGCUUUUGUUUGGCAUAUACUAAACCGCAUGUGUGUUCAUCAACAGAGCUGUUCAGCAGGGAUAGUCUAUCCAAGGUUAACUGAAAAGCAUUAUCUGUACAAUGAGGGUUUACCCCAUUUUCUGACCAGGAUUACCCUGGCUCUUAUCCACUCAAUUGUAUACCUUUGUAUUUGGAUUUCUGGUUUAUGAUGCAAAUGAAAUUUCAGCUAAUAUU
Papaver somniferum (opium poppy) is the source of this 1291-nucleotide messenger RNA. RefSeq names its product protein FAR-RED IMPAIRED RESPONSE 1-like. The record is from RefSeq and is a predicted model, not a curated record. NCBI's taxonomy places the organism in Eukaryota, Viridiplantae, Streptophyta, Magnoliopsida, Ranunculales, Papaveraceae. Bases 149 to 946 code for a protein of 265 amino acids. The transcript has 4 exons.